UUCUUCCUCCUCCUCCUCCCGGGCGCGCCGUGGGCCGCUCUGGGCUGGGAGCGAUGGUUUUUAAACCUGCCCGGGGCUCUCGGCAGCCGUCGGCGUGCUGGCCGGGGCGGAGCCCAACAACACCCCCGGCCCGGGGUAGAGGGGCUGCGAAGGAGCCCGCGCUCCGUCCUGAGGGGAUGAGGGCGACCCCGCUCAGAGGCAGAGGGGCGCUCCGCGGCCGGCCCGCUGACAAACGCCCCUCUUCCCCCUUACACCGGGACCUCCUCACCCCUUACACUGCAGGGCCGGACAGAGCGGGAGGAGCCGGCCCCGGGGCCUCCGGGUAUUCCUGUGGCGGGGCCGCGGCUGCCGGCAGGUACUGGAGCUGCUGUGCGCGCCGUUCAGGCAUACGGCAGGCAGUGAGGAAACUGCCGCGGCGUUGAACUGGGCUCUUACAGGGGGAGAAAAAUGACACAGGAGUUUUAAACUUAGAGGACUCAUAAUGGAAGACACAGAAGGACAUAAUUUCAACUCAGUAGAAGAGGAAACCGGAUACUGGAAAGAGUUGGCUAUGAAAUACAAGCAGUGUGCUGAGAAUACACAGGAGGAAUUGCGUGAAUUCCAAGAAGGGAGUCGAGAGUAUGAAGCUGAACUGGAAACUCAGCUGCAGCAAACAGAGUCCAGAAACAGAGACCUUCUGUCAGAAAACAAUCGUCUGCGAAUGGAACUGGAGGCAGUUAAGGAGAAGAUUGAAAUGCAGCAUUCGGAAGGAUACAGGCAAAUCUCUGCACUGGAAGAUGACUUGGCACAGACAAAAGCUAUCAAAGAUCAACUUCAGAAAUACAUUCGAGAACUUGAGCAAGCAAAUGAUGACUUGGAAAGAGCAAAAAGAGCCACUAUAAUGUCCCUUGAGGAUUUUGAACAGCGUUUAAAUCAGGCUAUUGAAAGAAAUGCUUUUCUGGAGAGUGAGCUGGAUGAGAAAGAAAACCUUCUGGAGUCCGUGCAGCGUCUGAAAGAUGAAGCUAGAGAUCUACGACAAGAGCUUGCAGUGCAGCAGAAACAAGAGAAACCCAAAACACCGAUGCAAACUACUCUGGAAACAGAAAGAACAGACACUGCAGUUCAAGCGUCUUUAUCUGUGCCUUCAACUCCCUUGGUGCACCGGGCACCCAACAUCAACAUACCCACCCCUGUGACAUUUAGGAGAGGUCUUGAGGACAGUUAUGGUGCAACUCCUCUUACACCUGCUGCAAGAAUAUCUGCACUUAACAUCGUGGGAGACUUGCUGCGAAAAGUGGGGGCUUUGGAGUCCAAACUUGCAUCUUGCCGAAAUUUUGUGUAUGACCAGUCUCCAAACAGAACCACGGUGUCUAUGUACAUGAACAGAGAUGUUCUUGAAACACGCCUGAGUCAUCAGCCUCUGUGUGAUACAGGGUUAGUGAAACGCCUGGAGUUUGGAACACGGGCUUCAAAUAUUCCAGGACCAGUGAGCCAUCCCUCGCAAAGUGUUGUCAAGAUGCUGCUAUGAAAAGCCUGGCUGGCUUUGGAAAAGGAAUAUAUAUAAACAUAUAUAUUUUAAACUUUAGUUUUAAAGAAAAUAUCAAUGAGCAAACAGGCAGCAGUCUCAGGGGAGGUGAGAACUGAGCAAGAAGCUGCAACUGGCAAUGGCCUCCUGUGGCCUUGCCCAGUCUGGCCUUGGCCAAGUUCUGUGGGUAGUGUGAUAAAGCAAUGCCGCCUAGCAGUGCAGGACUUAAAUUGCUUCAUACAUCAGUUGCUGUACAUGGCUCACUGAAAGUUGUUUCUUUUGACACUGCCAGUCAAACUCAUUGUCCCUCUACCUACAACAGAGACAGUAUUCCCUAUGCAGUUCCUCAGGCUUUGGCUUUUGGUGUUAAUACAGCACCAUGGCUUAAGUUCUAGUUGUGCUGACUUUCUAUCAUGGAUGUUGUGUGCUGCAGUCACCCAAAUUAGAGGAGUAUUUUUACCUGGAGAAAGGCGUAUUUCUGUGGGGAAGAUGCUCAGCUCUGUGGGAUGUUUGCUGGUCAGAAUCUUGCUACACAAAAACCUGCCUCUAUAGUGGUAAGAUGGUUCUGUAAGCAAUGAUUUGCCGUUAAGAACAAGUCAUGGUUAAAGGUGAGGAAUGCCUAGUGCUUAAGAGUACUCAGGAGAUCCCAGAGCUAACAGCAAGGUAGGAGACUUUGGACUUGCUUAGCAUACAGACAUCUUUUUGCCAUAUUGUGACCCAUAAAGCCUGGUUGUUGUAGGAAGCAAGAGAGCUGAUUAAGUUCCUAGUUCUAACAUCUGAAUAGGUAGGUUUUACUGCUUUCCAAACAUCCCUUUAUUAAUGUGCCUUGGGUAUUAAUGAUUUUUUUCUUGUUUUAUUAUUUUUUCUAUGAUAAUAUAUGCUAGUUGUUACUAAUUUAGAAAUGGGUUUUUAACCUGAAAACUUCUUUAUGCUAGACAAAUGUAUACGAGUAGAGAAUUAUUUUUAAAUUAGUUUUUUCCCCUAUAGAAUAUUACUGUGUUUUUCUUUUUUUUUUUUUUUUUUUUUUAAUUGAAUAGGUGCACUCACAGUAUUAAUGUAUCUUAUGGAAGCCUGUACUUGCAAAUAAUAAUCAUGUAAUCAUGACUAAACAAUUUAUGGUUUCUUUGCAGGGGGUGGGGUAGGGAGGGCUUGACAAAAGAAUGCAUAAAUGGGUUUGGGUAUUCUUGUUUUUAUUUUUUGUUUUGUUUUGAGGGUUUUUUUAUGUUGCUGUGGGUUUUUGGUGGGUAUGUUUUUGUUUGUUUGGUUUGGUGUUUUUUUUUUUUUUUUUUAGAAAAUACUGUGAAAACAGCCACCGAUGCAUCUAUUUCUCUGGAAUAGGAAAUAACUACAGAUCAUUUCCAUAUCUACAAAGUUGGCUUAACUGGGGAGCAGAAUAAAGCUUAUUUUCAAUGCUA
Messenger RNA from Tyto alba (common barn owl), 2919 nucleotides. RefSeq names its product nudE neurodevelopment protein 1 (gene NDE1). Gene Ontology annotation, molecular function: microtubule binding. Bases 482 to 1507 code for a protein of 341 amino acids. The record is from RefSeq and is a predicted model, not a curated record. Gene Ontology annotation, biological process: chromosome segregation; establishment of mitotic spindle orientation; microtubule nucleation. The transcript has 9 exons. Lineage: Eukaryota; Metazoa; Chordata; Aves; Strigiformes; Tytonidae. Gene Ontology annotation, cellular component: centrosome; kinetochore; kinesin complex.